CAAGAAUUCUAGAAAGCACCACGAGUCAAAGCACAUGGUUUUAUUUGAAUGAUUCAGGCGGCGAUACGCUCGUGCUCGGGAUUUUGCUGAGGUAGUAUCCUGCCCAGGCGGGAUUGUAUUGCAUCACUUUUAGUGCUAGCACAUCAUCUAUAGCUGAUGCCGGUGCUAGCCGUGUACCAGGAAAUAUUAGAAGCGGUUCUGCAUCGAAAAUUAACGGUUGAAUUAUUGUUGGUAAAGGCUGAGAAUUUUUGAAAGUCAAGAUGGCAGAUUCGACUGUUUCAUCGGCGACCGAGAGGACGCCGAUUAAAUCUGCUGUCUAUGGUGCGAAACCUGCAGAGGCUGAGAAUGGGCCUAGGCCGGCGGAUGGAAUUACAGGUUUAUAUGAAGGAAAUAUCUUCGAGGCGUCACCUGAGAAUCGUCGACAGCUGGGUGUAUUCAGUGCCACACUACUAAUUUUCAACCGUGUUAUUGGAACUGGUAUAUUCGCGACACCAGGGACUAUUCUAUCUCUGUCGGGUAGCGUUGGUCUCUCACUUUUCAUGUGGGUUAUUGGCACAUUUAUCGCUAUGGCUGGAACAGCGGUCUAUAUGGAAUGGGGCACGGCUAUCCCAAAAAACGGAGGCGAGAAGAACUACCUCGAAUAUGUGUACAAAAAACCCAAGUUCCUGGCCACGGCCAUGUUCGCUGCGUACGCCUUUCUCCUAGGUUGGGCUGCAAGCAACAGCGUGGUCUUUGGCCAGUAUAUCCUCAACGCCGCUGAGAUUGAGGUUGAUCGAUGGAAUCAGCGUGGUAUUGGAUUGGCCUGCCUCACAGCUGCAUUCCUCGUGCACUCCAUCGCUCUCAAGUGGGGUAUUCGUCUCCAAAAUCUACUCGGUAUUAUCAAAUUGAUUAUCAUUUUGUUCAUUGUCGUGUCGGGAUGGGUUGCUCUGGCUGGACACACGAAGGCUGAGACGCCGCAUAACUUCCGGAAUGCGUUUGAAGGAACGAAAGGCAGUGGGUACAGCAUUGUUAUGGCACUGUACAAUGUCAUUUGGUCAUUCAUUGGAUACUCUAAUGCUAAUUAUGCCCUGAGCGAGACCAAAAACCCAGUUCGCACCUUGAAGAUCGCCGCGCCACUCGCAAUUGGCACUGUCGGUAUUCUAUACAUGUUUGUCAAUAUUGCCUACUUUGCAGCAGUAUCAAAGGAAGAAAUGUUGGAAUCGGGCACUGUGGUCGCUGCAGUGUUCUUUGGAAAUAUGUUCGGCAAGCAGGCCGAGAAAGUCAUGUCGGUCUUUGUGGCUCUGUCAGCAUUUGGGAAUGUUUUGUCGGUGCUGUUCUCGCAAGGUCGAGUUGUUCAAGAGCUCGGUCGAGAGGGCGUCUUGCCCUUCUCCAAAUUCUUUGCCAGUAAUUGGCCUUUCCAUUCACCAGCCGCCGGCCUAUUCGAGCACUACAUUGUGUCGGCGAUCAUUUUGCUUGCUCCUCCACCUGGCGAUGCAUAUAAUUUCCUUCUCAACCUCAUCUCAUACCCCCUCUCGAUCAUCAACGUGUUUGUUUCAGGUGGCCUCAUCUAUAUCUACCUGAACCGGAGCACCAAGUACCCCAACUGGAACCCUGGAAUCCGGGCAACUCUCCCAGUGACUGUGUUCUUCUUGUUGUCGAAUGUGUACUUGGUUAUUGCUCCCUAUGUGCCUCCCGAUGCUGGCCAGAACGUCUACGAGCAGCUGCCAUACUACCUGCAUUGCGUUGUGGCUUUGGGGUUGUUUGCGUUCGGAGCUCUUUACUAUGUUGUCUGGGCCGUACUGCUGCCUCGGUGGGGUGGUUAUGUGCUUGUCAAGGAAUCGGUGGUGGAUGCUGAUGGCUGGUCGCGGAGUGUGUUUACGCGGUUGCCGCUAACUCCUGCAGGACGUCCCUAGACGGGAUGGAUUGAUUUAAGACGGUAGAUAUACGAGGAUUCGAAUG
Molecule: messenger RNA, 1938 nt
Organism: Penicillium subrubescens
Lineage: Eukaryota; Fungi; Ascomycota; Eurotiomycetes; Eurotiales; Aspergillaceae
Product: high affinity methionine permease
Exons: 6
Coding region: 261-1892 (543 amino acids)
Biological process (GO): amino acid transmembrane transport
Cellular component (GO): membrane
Molecular function (GO): L-amino acid transmembrane transporter activity
Source: RefSeq, a predicted model, not a curated record